This is a messenger RNA of Asparagus officinalis (garden asparagus), 1474 nucleotides long. RefSeq names its product mediator of RNA polymerase II transcription subunit 27-like. NCBI's taxonomy places the organism in Eukaryota, Viridiplantae, Streptophyta, Magnoliopsida, Asparagales, Asparagaceae. Gene Ontology annotation, biological process: regulation of transcription by RNA polymerase II. The record is from RefSeq and is a predicted model, not a curated record. Gene Ontology annotation, molecular function: transcription coactivator activity. Gene Ontology annotation, cellular component: mediator complex.
AUGAUUCAGAAUGAGCAUAAAACUGAAGGCUUAGUGGCUAAGCGGAAGCCCAUAAAAAGCAAAAAGAGGCUCUCCCACGCCUCCCGCCUCAUCGCGGACAUCAGGCUCGGGGCCGAUCACCUCCUCGAAGCUCUCUUCAUGGCCGGCGAAGCCCCUCGGAGAUCCAACAAGACCGCCCAGCUCAUCCUCAAGGAGGAGGCAGCAAUGCAGCAGCACUUUCAGGAUCUCCGGGACCUCGGAAGGCAACUAGAAGAUUCUGGAGUACUAAAUGGGUCUCUUAAAUCACGAGGUAACUCUUGGGGUUUGCAUAUGCCACUUGUUUGCCCUGAUGGUGCUGUUGUUGCUUAUGCUUGGAAACAUCAACUUGCUGGCCAAGCUGGUGCAUCCGCUGUUGACAGAACUAGGUUAGCUCUCAAAGCAUUCACUGAUCAGAAGAGGCGGUUUUUCCCUCACCUUGAAGAUGAACCAUUUGGACAAGAAUGUGAAGAGGAGUCGGGUGUAUCCAAGAAGCAUUGCAGUUCUCAGGGGUUGGCCAUGAGUCUCAGGGACAAGUUCAGGGAACAAAAGACAUUGUCUGACGUUCUUACAAACUUGGAACAUGAGGUACAUAACGUGAAGCUUUACACAUAUCAGCACCUAGAUUGGCUGAAAAGAGCAUCUUCAUUAUCAUCUUCGUCGAUUGAUAACACGGGUGUUUCAUCGAGAGAGCUUCCAAACGUAAAAAGACUAAAAUCAGGUUACGGGAAUGCUCCUGCGGAUCAAGUAGCUGUUAUCGAGCUACUAGUGCCUUCUGUUUUUAGAGCCGUGGUAUCAUUGCAUCCGGCUGGUUCUAUAAGCCCUGACGCGGUGGCAUUCUUCUCUCCUGAUGAGAGCGGAAACUAUAUUCAUGCACGAGGCUUGUCAGUCUAUCAUGUGUUUAGGCAUGUCACUGAACAUGCUGAUAAGGCGCUGCAGUAUUUCCUGAGUGCUGAGGCUGAUAUUGCACUUUCUCUACUUCUGCAUUGGGUUUGCAGUUAUCAAACACUAUUCUCAAAGGCUUGCAGUAAAUGCAAGCGGCUUCUGGUUAUGGACAAAUCUUCUGCAUUGCUCUUGCCCCCUGUUCAACGCCCCUAUCAGCAAACUUCUGUUACCAAGCUUAACCCCAACCAAUUGUCUUCUUCAGCUAAGGACCUAAGCCAAGAUCAAACACUUGCAUAUCACAUUGGUUGUUCUUUUGAUGAAACCCAGUGAGCGUAGAUGCUUUUGUUGACUAACUUCCUCAACUACAAUCCUUGCUGACCAAUUUUUGUUUUUCUUGUCAGCAAUGUGUCUUUAGUGGUAAGCACCCUCCUAACUUUUUUUGACAUUUGAUGUUGGAUAGAGAAGUGUACUUUUCCCAUGUAUUAUAUAUUGUAUGCACGACUCUUGCCUAACGGCAAAACAUGAAUUUGAUAGUCCUAGAUUACUAUUUGAAGUAGGUCUAUUUCUUUUGUUA